UUGACAAGGCAGCAACAAAUCUGUUUUUGGAUGUCCAGAACUCAAAACUCUGCCACAAUGAUGCUUCUUUCAGGGCUUGUUGGUCUGCUGCUGGUGCUGACAGCUGAGGCCAGAGUUGGAGACUCCUCUGAGUUACAAUUCUGCACUGAGACGGACGAGUGUCUGCUGUUUGAUCCUAUUUGUCAGAUUAAUGAUUUGGAGGUCCGUCACUACAGCUCUGUGAAAUGGGUUUCAACUAAUCAGUCAUCCGUCUUAAUGGAAUUUGCAGCAAUGAGCACAUUCAGACGACUAUUUAACUACAUCAGAAGUUCUAACGACCAAGGAGUGGAAAUUGACAUGACCUCUCCAGUUCUUGUCAGUAUGCCUCAAAAGAAUUUCUGGGAAAUGGGUGUCUUCACAAUGAGUUUCUUGCUGCCAGAUAAAUAUCAGCAAAGCACCCCCAACCCAACGAAUGACAGGGUGUACAUCCAUGACACACCAGACAUGACGGUGUAUGUUCUGAGCUACGGUGGAUGGAUGACGACCUCUUCCAUCAACAAUGCCUUUAAGCAACUGUCCACUCAACUGGACGCCAUUGGUGCCAAAUACAGAAAAGACACCCGCUAUGCUGCAGGAUACAACAGUCCAAUGACGAUGGGGAAGAGGCACAAUGAGGUGAUGUUUGUUGUUGAGGGGGAGCCAGCGUGUCCCAGCCAGGACUAACCAGCUGGACCUUCACUCCAACUUCAAGUCAUAUUGUGUCACAUAAUUAAACUUGUGAUAACAGCUUGGACUUGGAAAAUAAAAUACAAAAAUUAAAUCCACCACGUGAUGAGGGUUUUCUGUUGGAUUCAAUAAAGAUACCCUCCCUAA
Molecule: messenger RNA, 852 nt
Organism: Paralichthys olivaceus (Japanese flounder)
Lineage: Eukaryota; Metazoa; Chordata; Actinopteri; Pleuronectiformes; Paralichthyidae
Product: heme-binding protein 2-like
Cellular component (GO): cytoplasm
Molecular function (GO): heme binding
Source: RefSeq, a predicted model, not a curated record